AUGUGUUCCACAACACCAGCGCUCAGAUCAGCCGCCUCUGCGGCCGAGAACCUUCGGUCUAGAGCUGGUGCAGGUGCCAAAGACGAAAGCACAGAGCAGCUGGACCGUCGGCAUCCUCUUUAUCUGGGAGACUGGCUCCGGUCUAUUCCAGGAAAGGACGACGACAUUGCCAAGGAUGACCUUGACGAACCGCAUAUUAAGCGAAAGCUUGCCAUUCUGGAGAGCCACCCCGAAAUAAAAACACUAUAUGGCUACGAACCGCUUACAAAGUGGAUUGCCUUGCUGACCGCUUCCAUCCAAGUGGCCCUUGCGUACUAUUUCGGGCGCGUGGCGACCGACUCCUUGUGGGGAAUGCUUGCGUGCACGUAUAUUGUUGGUGGGUCCUUGACACAGGUCUAUGGUGUAAUCAUUCAUGAAGCAACCCAUGGUCUGUGUGGGGAAGGAAUGGCUAUCAAUCGUGCGGUAGGGCUCGUGGCCAACAUUGGCAUCCCGUUCCCCAUCUAUGCCUCCUUCCGCCGGUAUCACCUGGAGCACCACGCCUACCAAGGCGUCAUUGGCCAUGAUCCGGACCUUCCCCUUGAUUGGGAAGUGAAACUGAUCAGAGGCAAUCCGCUCUUGAAGUUCGUCUUUCUCUUCUUUUACCCGAUGAUGUACGUAGUGAGAGGGGCAGCAAUGCAAAAGCGGCCAUCUAGAUGGGAACUGUAUAACUGGGUGUUCACUAUCACGACGGAUGCCCUUGUCUGGAUCUACUGUGGACCAAGGGGUUUCUUGUAUCUGUUCCUAUCCUUAUGGUUUGGCUACGGCAUUCACCCUGCCGCGGCUCACUUUAUUCAAGAGCACUUCACUUUUGACGAUGGACAAGAGACUUACUCCUACUAUGGAAGCUUGAAUUACCUAUUCAUGAACAUUGGAUAUCAUAACGAACAUCAUGAUUUUACCAAGGUACCAUGGAGUAAUCUACGGAAAGUCCGGGAUGUUGCACCCGAAUUCUACAACACUUUAGCCUAUCACACGUCGUGGGUAAUGGUGCUGGUCCGGUUUAUACUGUCCAAGGACAUUGGACCUCAGUCUCGGGUUGGGAGAGACUAUGAGGAUCAUCGGAAAGGGCGUAAGAUGGUGGUUGACCGCAAGAUUGCUGCUUUGUCGGCGGCUGCAAAGUCAAGACAAUGA
Messenger RNA from Spizellomyces punctatus DAOM BR117, 1170 nucleotides. RefSeq lists its product as uncharacterized. NCBI's taxonomy places the organism in Eukaryota, Fungi, Chytridiomycota, Chytridiomycetes, Spizellomycetales, Spizellomycetaceae. The transcript has 2 exons. Gene Ontology annotation, biological process: ceramide biosynthetic process. The coding region runs from base 1 to 1170 and encodes 389 amino acids. The record is from RefSeq and is a predicted model, not a curated record. Gene Ontology annotation, molecular function: sphingolipid delta-4 desaturase activity.